This is a messenger RNA of Sardina pilchardus (European sardine), 3248 nucleotides long. Its product is annotated as UDP-glucuronosyltransferase 2C1-like. Gene Ontology annotation, molecular function: glucuronosyltransferase activity. The record is from RefSeq and is a predicted model, not a curated record. The transcript has 6 exons. The coding region runs from base 272 to 1861 and encodes 529 amino acids. Lineage: Eukaryota; Metazoa; Chordata; Actinopteri; Clupeiformes; Clupeidae.
UCUGCCUGGCCUCCCAGCGACUGUACUGAAGUCCUGUAUAUGUAAAAUCUAGCCUUGGUUGUUUUUAUUGAGUGGCGAGUUGCAACUCGCAAGCUUUGCUAAAGGUUUAACAGGUAUGCAAGAUAUUCCCUUUGUAAUGCUAACCUCUGUUCACACAAGUAUAUCUAAACUCAUCAUGCUCAAAGUUCAAACUAUUACUGUAGGUAAAUGAUUACGGGGGAACAUAUCAUAGCCAACAGUCAGUUACCAACAUCAUGCUGGAUUUGCCGUCAUGAAAGCUGGACAAUGUAUUAUUUUAGUGCUUUUUGCACUGUGCGUCGUACCUACGGUAAACUGUGGGAAUAUCUUGGUCUGGCACACUGAAGGAAGUCACUGGAUCAACAUGAAACCUGUGCUGGACACAUUGAUUGAGAGAGGCCACAGAGUCACCAUGCUGUUUCAGAAUUGCUCGAUGUUCAUCGACCCCAAGGAGCAUGCACAGUACAACUACUAUCUGUUUAAUGUAUCCAUCCCCAUGUCUGAAAUGAUGGAGUUUUUUGAUGAAUGGAUGCACUUUUCUUUGUAUGAGCUUGACCAUUUCAGUUAUGUGAGGAUUUACUGGAGACUUCACCAAAUUCUAAGCAAAGACACUGAACUUGGCCUCAGAAUUUGUGAUGGCAUCCUGCGAUCAGACACCCUUAUGGAGAAACUGAAGCAGGACAAAUACGACCUUCUAUUUGCAGAUCCUAUCUAUCCCUGCAGCGAGCUACUGGCUGAGAUUCUGGACAUCCCCUUUGUGUACUCACUGCGUUUCUCGGUGGCCGACUCCAUGGAGAGACUCUGUGGACAGCUGCCUGCUCCACCAUCAUAUGUUCCCGGCACUAUGGUCAAACUGACUGACCAGAUGAGCUUCACUGAAAGACUCAUCAAUGUAGCGUUCUAUCUUGCACAGGAUGCUAUAUAUUACAGUGUAUGGAGGAAGUAUGAUGAGUAUUACAGUGAGAUUUUGGGCAAGCCCACCUCUUUCUGUGAGCUAAUGGGCAAAGCUGACCUCUGGUUGAUGCGGACAUAUUGGGACUUUAACUAUCCCCACCCCAUCCUUCCUAACUUCAAAUAUGUUGGAGGAAUUCACUGCAAACCUGCUAAACCCCUACCAAAGGACAUGGAAGAGUUUGUUCAGAGCUCUGGGGGUAAUGGCAUUGUGGUGUUCACUUUGGGAUCAAUGAUCGCCAACCUCACCAAAGAGAAGAGCAACAUCAUUGCCUCUGCCUUGGGGCAAAUCCCUCAAAAGGUGUUGUGGAGGUACAAAGGGGAGAGGCCAGAGACUCUUGCUCCAAACACCAGACUGAAUGAAUGGAUUCCACAGAACGACCUGCUGGGGCACCCCAAAACCAGGGCUUUCGUCACCCAUGGUGGGACCAAUGGGUUGUAUGAGGCCAUAUAUCAUGGUGUUCCCAUGGUGGGCAUUCCACUGUUUGGUGACCAACCAGACAACAUGGUGCACAUGAAAGCCAAAGGAGCCGCUGUCAUCAUGGACUACAACACUAUGCAGACCAAAGACCUUGUGGACGGACUGAAGAGUGUCAUCAAUGAUCCAUCGUAUAAGGCGAGUGCCAUGAAUCUGUCCAAAAUUCACCAUGACAGACCAGAGUCUCCAAGAGAUGAGGCCGUGUUUUGGAUAGAACAUGUGAUGCGCAACAAGGGGGCCAAGCACCUAAGAGUAGAAGCCCAUAACCUCACUUGGUACCAGUACCACUCUCUUGAUGUGUUUGCGUUUCUGACUGGGAUAGUUCUACUGGUCCUCUUCACAGUUUUCAAAGCUUGCAAGUUUUGCUUUAGAAUGUGCUGUUUGAAAUCAAGCCGAAAAAACAAACAAGAGUGAGUGAUAGUUGCGCUGAAUUUGUAUAUCUCUUUUGUAUGUCUAAAACCUAAUCUUAUUCCUUUCUUCAGACUUUCAACCAUUUUUACCCUUCUGCAUGUUCAAGAAUUUUAAUUGUUGCUUGUUUGUGAUGACCAAAUUCUUGUCUGUGUAAUGCAUACAGAUUGUGCUUUACUCUUUAAAAUGAUUAUCUUUGUCUCGUGGCAAAUUUAUGAAGGAUACACCAUAUGAGGUUAAGGUUGGGCAAACUGAGGCUUCCCUUGUACAGACAGGUCGAGUGGUCCCUAUUCUAUUCCCCUUCCCCUGAUGCGGUGUGUUCCGGGUGGGAUACCAGGAACCACAGGUGUCACUGAUGCACCGGCCGCUGUGAAAGGUUCAAUGUUUGUGUGUGUGGACAGAAUGCAUAUUCCUAUCUUCCCCCUAAUCGGCACGGUUAAUGUUAUUUAGCUUGUGUUGUUACAGCUGUGAGGAUUGCGGAGAGAGGAUACUUGGCGGGUGAGUCUACAUCCACACACCUUACAGUAGGCAUGAUCUUUUUGGGGACCGCAGCAUUAUCGCAACACCUACACAGAGAUUCUUCUCAGCCAUAAUUCCAUCCUACGGCUUAAAAGUGGUACUUGAUGAGGUUAGAACUAUUGUACACACUAUUGACAUAAUAGCUAAUGACACUGCAGGUGCUCUUUCAGUUAUUAACCAGGAACUGUAUGUGGUGAGGCAAGUGGCUCUCCAGAACCGUCUUUGCUUGGGCAUGGUCUUGGCUAGCAAGGGUGGGCGCUUGUCUGUUUAUUGGGUAGAAAUGUUGUACAUAAGUGCCCGACACAACCGGUAAUGUCACAGAUUACAUCAGAGAGUAGCCGGGGUGGGCUGUUGUUUGCUAAGAUUGUCCAAUUCAUGAUGCCCCUGCUCCUUCCUGUCAUAUUUACAUGUAUUUACUUGUCUGUCCAACUGGUGUUGUGCGUCAUCAAGAGUUUCACCACCACUACCACUCCCACUGCUAGAUUGGCCCCUGUUAGAGUUUGAGUCCUUCCCCAUGGUCAUCACAAUCCCCUAGUCGAAGCCCCGGUGUGGGGGUGAUUCUAUUUCUUUUGUCUCUUAGAGGGUGAGAUAAUCAUCAGUAACAAAAUCAGUUUUUUACGUUUUUCUUUCAAAGAGCCUGCAUUCUUUUUCUUUUGUUCAGAAUGCUUGAGGAGUAAUGCUGUGUUUGUUUGUUAUCUGGUUUUUUUUUUUAUUUUAUAUUUUUUAAAAUUGUAUUUUUAUUGUUACACAUCAGACUCCUGUUUAUUAUUGUGUGUGUCUACCCCGUGGGAGUAAAGUCAUAGGCCAUACAUUUCUAUAUUGUCCAAAAAAAUAAAUAAAAGUUCAAAAUACCACGCAAAUUGAUAUCCUAAGU